Vanrija pseudolonga is the source of this 1359-nucleotide messenger RNA. RefSeq lists its product as uncharacterized. Gene Ontology annotation, molecular function: mRNA binding. NCBI's taxonomy places the organism in Eukaryota, Fungi, Basidiomycota, Tremellomycetes, Trichosporonales, Trichosporonaceae. The transcript is spliced from 7 exons. The coding region runs from base 1 to 1359 and encodes 452 amino acids. The record is from RefSeq and is a predicted model, not a curated record.
AUGACACUCGUGCCCAUGUCAGCAACGAGAGACGACGAGCUGCUUCGCCUGCGCCGCGAGAACCUCAACAGCCGCGAGCUGCGCCUCAUCGCCAGCUUCUGCAGCGCGCCUGACGCAUCCGCCUACUGGCAGAGCGCCGACAUACCGUUUGUCGCGCCGUCGACCGGCACUGGCCCCUUCACCACCUACAACCAGCACCAGCGCAUCAUGAUCCUCAAUUACUGUCUCUUCAACUGGGUCCUCACGGAGGAACGCGAGCGCUUCUUCCCCCGCCGCUCGCUCGAUGCAGGCUACAGCAGGUACGACUCGCCGAUCAGUACCCCCUCGCACGUCUUCCCCAAGCUCGCCCGCCACGCGCAGCUGUACGACCUCAUCCCCGCUGCUGCUCUGGGCAACGGGCAGGUGGCGACGCGAUGCGAACGCCCUCGCACGGCAGUCGCAGCAGCAGUCGCCAACCGCGCCAAACGCGGCUCGACAGGCAGCGAGGGAAGCACUGGCGACCUCACGCUCCGCAUCCCCAACGUAAUGGCGGUGUACGCCGCGCCACGCUCUACCCCCGCGUACAUCACGGCAGUCGAGGAAGCAUACUACCUCUCCAACCCGCUCAAGGCGCCCGGUGGCCGGCGCGUCCGCCUGGGACAGGCAAGUGACGCCGCUGCACCAGCGCCGGGCAGUGGCCGCCCAGCCAAACCCAGCAGCUCUAACUUUAUCCCCCCGACUGCACUUGCGCCCGGUAUACUCGACACGCUCGUCCGCCAGCUUCUCAGCGCCGACGAAAUGUCCUUCCUCCACACCAUUCCGAGCGGCGUCGAGCUCCCAGGCGACUUUUGCGACGGUGACUGGGUCUGCGUAUGCAACACGCACAACUUCCGCAAGCAGGACCGCUGUGUGAGGCCCGACUGCAACCUCCCGCGCCCGCCCGCCGGCGCCGCGCCGUCACCGUGGCACGCGCCACCGAUCCCCGGCACGGCCGGGCCGCCUACCACCCCCGCGGCGCAGCACUCGAUGCUCGGCGACCCGGGGGACUGGUACUGCGACCACUGUGGGCUGUGCAACUGGACGCGGCGCGCGUUCUGCUUACGCUGCUGCCCGUUACACCCGGACAAUGCUGCACCAGAGGAGGCCAUCACAAAGGGCAUUGUCCACACCGAUGACCCGAUCCUCGCGGCCCUCGGGCUGCGCGACAAGCGAAACCGCGCGCUCAAAAAGACCAAGGUCGUCACGACCCACUGCCCGUGCUUCGGCCCGCACCACGGCACGCGUUGCGCCAACGCCGGGCUCGGCGUCCCGGCCCCCUUGUGGAGGCAGUACGUCGAAUCCCAAGAGGACAUGCUUUUCAGCAUGAGGUCUGGCCUGUAG